AACAGGUUUUAGUCUAUCGAACGGAACUGAGGACGAUAAACCUCAGUGGUGCAGUGACGCAUCAGUACUUACAAAAUCGACAUUCUUUCGUUUCUUUCACGUCAAGAACAAAAGAAAAUGGCAAAUCUACCAACGCUCUACGAACACUAUACCAGCGGUGGUAUCACACAGGGCCUGUCUGUGGAUCAGCCCUAUUUUACCUUGAACGACAAAAACAUAUCGCUCUACAGCGGUGCCAUGCACUAUUUCCGCGUCCCUCAGGAAUACUGGAGGGACAGGCUCAGGAAGAUGAGGGCAGCGGGACUCAACGCGGUGGAGACUUAUGUUCCCUGGAACUUACACGAACCCCAACCAGGGGUGUACGAUUUUGGCCAAGGUGGAACCGACAUGCAAGACUUCCUUGACAUCGAGAAAUUCCUAAAGACUGCCCAGGAAGAAGACCUCCUAGCCAUAGUACGUCCAGGGCCCUUCAUCUGCGCCGAGUUUGAGUUUGGGGGUUUACCCAGUUACCUACUCCGAGAAAAGGAUAUAAAAUUCCGAACAUCCGACGAGAAAUACAUGAGCCACGUGAGACGCUACUUCAACGUACUCCUGGCACUUCUAGCAUCAUUACAAUUCACCAAAGGAGGACCUAUAAUCGCAUUCCAAAUAGAAAACGAAUACGGGAGUACUGAGACCAAAAGAGCGAAUCCACCUUUCGUACCCGAUUCAGUGUACGUUGAACAACUCCGACAACUGUUUCUGGACAACAAUAUAAAAGAGUUACUGUUCACUUCCGACUCGCCGUACGAUCACGGCAGCGUGGGGAGUUUACCGAGUUUAUUCCAAACUGCAAACUUCAACUCCAAUCCAGAGCAACAGUUCGACAAACUGAAGACUUUGCAGAAGGAUAAACCUUCGAUGAGCAUGGAAUAUUGGUCGGGGUGGUUCAACCAUUGGUCUGAAAAGAAGUACGUAGGUGAUGUAAAACAAUUCAAGGACGUUUACGAAAGGAUAUUAAAGUACCCUGCUUCGGUAAACCUCUACAUGUUCCACGGUGGUACCAGUUUUGGAUUUGUGAACGGAGCUAAUAUAGACUCAGGUGUUUAUACACCUGACAUCACCAGCUACGACUACGAUGCUCCUCUUUCGGAAUUUGGUAACUACACGGAAAAGUACUUCGUGGUUAAGGAAUUGCUAGACAAAUACAACGGUGUUAAAACGAAACUGCCCGACUUGCCUGGUGUAAGAGAACUUUCGACUUAUCCUAGCAUUAAGAUAGAGCAGUACAUAGGAUACAGUCAACUGAUUGAGAAACUGCCACAUAAAAUUGACAACAAAGACUUGAUAACUAUGGAAAACUUAUCGAUUAAUAACAACACGGGUCAGAGCUUUGGUUACAUUGUUUACCGCAAGAACAACAUAAUCAUUAUAAAAGAUUCUUUGUUAAAAAUCCUGGGCUAUGUUCAAGAUUCUGUGAACGUCUAUGUAAACAACAAGUUGAUAACAAAGAACGUGGUAGACCUAAACAGUUUCGGUUACUGGAAAGUUGAAAACAGUACCCUAGACUUGAGUUCCGAGGAAGAUUUGUCCAACGCCACCUUGGAUUUGGUUGUAGGGAACUUAGGUAGGAACAAUUUUGGUUCCUUAGACCAAUUCUAUCAAUUCAAGGGAUUAUCAAAGGGAGUGGUACUAGACGAACAAAAGAUCGAGGACUGGGAAAUAUUUCCAAUGGAAUUUAAAAAGUCCUGGAAUAAAAACUUGUCUGGUUGGGCGCCCAUUGAGGAUAACGUACCAGUAGGUGCAGGACUGUACAAAGCCGUCUUAGUUUUGGAGGAAACAAAUGACACUUUUCUGGAUAUGAGCGGCUGGAAUAAAGGGAUAGUGAUCGUGAACAAUUUCGUGCUGGGAAGAUAUUGGAAAGUCGGACCGCAACAAAGUCUAUACUUACCUGCACCGCUGUUGAAGGUGGGGGAUAACGAAAUAGUAGUAUUUGAAGAGUUUUCACCAAACAAAGAGUUAGUGUUUUCCAAAACGCCCGUUUACGGGAACAAUUUUAUAAAUACGAUAAAGAAAUAGGUGCUGUAAUAAUGAUAUGUUAAUGUUACGAACGUAAUUAAAUAAAUAAUUAACUCAACAAAACAACAAACAAAAUUGUAAGAAAAUGA
Anoplophora glabripennis (Asian longhorned beetle) is the source of this 2147-nucleotide messenger RNA. RefSeq names its product beta-galactosidase-1-like protein 3. Gene Ontology annotation, molecular function: beta-galactosidase activity. Gene Ontology annotation, cellular component: vacuole. The transcript is spliced from 2 exons. Gene Ontology annotation, biological process: carbohydrate metabolic process. The record is from RefSeq and is a predicted model, not a curated record. The coding region runs from base 118 to 2058 and encodes 646 amino acids. NCBI's taxonomy places the organism in Eukaryota, Metazoa, Arthropoda, Insecta, Coleoptera, Cerambycidae.